GCUAGGCAUACGAAAUGAGAAUUGAAAUGAGCAUGAUUUCAUGUACAUACUAGGAAUUCCCAUUCAUGAUCCAGCUCAACCUGCCAAGGUGGCAGAAGUAACCAAUAUUCGUACUAGCCAUUUAACUCUGAUCAUCGGUGGGAACUUGAGAGGUGAAGCUAUCAAGCUACAAUUGUAGAUCUUCUGUGGAACGGUGGACUAAUUUCCAUAGUUGGCCAAAAACGAUCCACAUCCUAAGCAAGCAAAUAAGAAGUCACGGCAUUCAUAUUUGAUAAGCAAAUUAGUUUUCCAUAUUUCUACCUAACUACUAAGUAGUUUCCAAGCGGAAAUGAUAUCAAGGCGAACUAGUUGUUCGAAUUUUCUCUCAAAUAGUGAUCCACUUCCUUGCUUAUGGAGAAUCUACUGAGCUAAUAACCCCAUCACUAAACUCAAAUCAUCCGACUUUGAAAGUUGUCUAUAGUCUAAAUCAUUCGAUCGUCUCUCUCGAUGUCAUCCUCGUGCAGCUAGUAUAGCUUACUAUGCACGACUUAGUAUAUGCUUCGAGUACUCGCCAUAAAUAAGAAGCUUGCCUCUCCUUCUAUUUUACUUCUCUUCACGGUUGUAUUUCAAAAACCCCCAUUUCAUUAUGGUUUCUACUACAAACUUCGAUCGAAAGGAGCAGUCCGAAGACAAGGUUUCCUCUUCACAACAUCUCGAGCGAGCAACUGACGCCGAACGUCUUGCAGCCACAAACAGAGCCUUAAACGAUCCUUUAGCAUCCUAUGAUGAGAACGAAUUAGAAGUGCUUGCCGAGGCUUACGCUCGAAAACAUGGGCUCAAUGACUCUGUCAAUAUUUCCGCAUUCAAGGCCGGAGCAUUACUUGCAAAAGAUUCAGGCAGUUUUCGAGCCAGGAACGAACUUUCCAGGACCGAGAUAGAUUAUCUGGAAAAAGAAAGAACAAGUAAAUGGUCUCUGCCAUCGCUUUUCAUCAAAGUAAUUUUGCUUUGUUCAGUUUGCGCAGCCGUUCAAGGAGUAGACGAGAGCGUAGUAAAUGGAGCGCAAAUAUUCUACGCCCGUUUGUUUGGAAUUGAUGAUGAGAACAGUUCCUUAGACCCAUGGCUAUUAGGUAUCACAAAUGGUGCCCCAUAUCUCGGUUGUGCAAUUGCUGGCUGCUGGCUGACUGUUCCUUUUAACAAUUGGUGGGGGCGUAGAGGCACCAUCUUCGUCACUUGUUUGGUCUCUGCACUAACCUGCUUCUGGCAGGCAUUCACCAACACCUGGUGGCACAUGUUUAUUGCUAGGUUCAUGCUCGGAAUAGGUAUUGGUGCAAAGUCAGCCACUGUACCCGUAUAUGCCUGUGAGACCUCUCCAGCAUCAAUCCGUGGCGCUAUGGCAAUGCAAUGGCAAGUAUUUACUGCUUUUGGUAUUAUGUUAGGCUUUGCAUUUGAUCUAGCCUUCUACUAUGUUCCCGAUACCGCAUCUAAUAUCCAUGGACUUAAUUGGAGACUGAUGAUGGGAUCUGCCGGAGUUCCUGCUCUCUUCGUUUGUUUCUUUGUUUUCUAUUGCCCUGAGUCGCCUCGCUGGUACAUGGGUAAAGGGAGACACCAAGAAGCAUAUCAAGCAAUGUGCAGAAUCAGACACACCAAGGUCCAGGCAGCACGUGAUGUCUUCCAGAUGCACAUGCUUCUCGAAGCUGAGAAUAACAUGGGUUCUGGACAAAAUCAUAUCAAGCAAUUGUUCACAGUGCCUCGGAUUAGAAGAGCAAUGGUUGCGUCAGAGAUCACAAUGUUUAUGCAGCAGUUCUGUGGUAUCAACGUGAUUGCCUAUUAUUCAUCCGUAAUUUUCGUUGACGCUGGCUUUUCGGAAGUCAAUGCUCUAUGUGCGUCCUUGGGUUUCGGCAUGCUUAACUUCCUCGGAGCGCUUCCUGCAGUUUGGACAAUCGACAAGUUCGGUCGACGAUGGCUUCUACUGUUUACCUUCCCGCUUAUGUCAGCCUUUCUGUUCAUGACCGGCUGGAGCUUCCUAAUUCCCGAGGGAACUACUCGCAUUGCCAUCGUAGCUCUAGGCAUCUAUCUCUUUUGUUUGGCCUACAGCCCGGGAGCCGGGCCUGUUCCAUUUACAUACUCCGCAGAGGCCUAUCCUCUCCAUGUUCGUUCACUAGGAAUGUCCUUGGCAACUGCAACCACCUGGUUCUUUAACUUUGUCCUCGCCAUUACAUGGCCAUCAAUGCUGAGAGCAUUCAAGGCCCAAGGCGCUUUCUCUUUCUACGCCGGUUUCAACGUUGUUGGCUUCUUUCUUACCCUCCUCUUCGUCCCAGAGACUAAAAAUAAAACACUGGAAGAAUUGGACCAAGUUUUCAACGUCCCUACGAGAAAGCACGCCGCAUAUGGAUGGAGUCAAUUUACUUACCCUAUCAGGCGACAUGUCUUAAGAAUGGAUGUUGAGAGGCCAAAAUUAUAUGAGAACUUGGCCCAGGAAAACAAUCAUCAUUACAGUGCUACCUCCUCUAUGAGGGCUGGAGACAGGGGCGACAAUGUUGAAAAGCACGCUUGAUUGAGAUAUCUUAGUGCAUUCAUCUUAAUCAAUCAUCCAAAUGAGUUAGAAAUUUUGAAUAAGUUAGAAUAACCAAAGUUCUUGGAGGAUUUAAAUGAACUCAACCUGGUUGGAUGAUUUAGAUGGUUUUAUCUCGAAAACUCCACUCAUCUAUACAAUCUAAACUUUGGGAAACUUUGUACAUAGAAAUUGUAGCUAAAGCCAAUAAUUAAUUAUUGAU
Molecule: messenger RNA, 2753 nt
Organism: Botrytis sinoallii
Lineage: Eukaryota; Fungi; Ascomycota; Leotiomycetes; Helotiales; Sclerotiniaceae
Exons: 7
Coding region: 626-2533 (635 amino acids)
Biological process (GO): transmembrane transport
Cellular component (GO): membrane
Molecular function (GO): myo-inositol:proton symporter activity
Source: RefSeq, a predicted model, not a curated record